CAUAAAAACCUCCUCCCGUUUACUAGAUCUGCGUUGCGUUUACCCGAGUGUUUCUCUCCCUCCUCUUCUUUAAACAAACAAUAAAGGAAUCUUUAACGGGUCGGGUUCCGAGUCUUCUGACAUUCUCGCGGGUAUGGAAUCGGAGACUUUGAUGCAACAGCAACCAGUACGCCUGCCUAAAUUAGCUUAUUCUAAUAAUUCUUCUUCCAAAAUUUUAACGUUGCCCACGGUUUUAACACUCGGCCGCGUCGCCGCCGUGCCGGUGCUGAUUUUCACCUUCUCUGUCGAUAGUUGGUGGGGGAGGACUGCUACUACUAGCAUAUUUGUGGCUGCUGCUAUGACUGAUUGGCUUGACGGGUACAUUGCUCGAAAAAUGAAAUUAUGUUCUGCCUUUGGUGCCCUUUUGGAUCCAGUUGCUGACAAAGUGAGCGAGCAGCUUAUGGUUGCUGCUGCAUUGGUUUUACUAUGUUCAAGACCUGUGAAUGUUGCCCUGUUUGGGCAAGCUCCGUGGUUACUGAAUGUACCAUCGACAGCCAUUAUAGGAAGGGAGAUAACUAUGGCGCUGUUAGGGAAUGGGCUGCUUCUCAGAAUAGUAAGCUUUCGGAGGCUGUUGCCGUAAAUAAGCUGGGGAAGUGGAAAACUGCCACACAGAUGGCUGCAUUAACCAUCCUUCUGGCUACACGAGAUAACAGGUUUAUUAAAUUUCUUCCUUCGCCGACAUGAAAAUGAUAAAUGCCAAACAAGCCUGGUUGCCAUAUCUGACUACUUAUUUUCCACUUUUAUCCCUCUUUAUGCAGUGUUGGAGAAAGUGGAAUCUUAGUUGCGUCCGGUAUUAUUUUUCUUUAUGUUUCAGCUGGGCUCUCGGUGAUGUCAUUAGCUGUGUAUGUGGAGAAGAUGGCGAAAGUAUU
Hibiscus syriacus is the source of this 908-nucleotide messenger RNA. Its product is annotated as CDP-diacylglycerol--glycerol-3-phosphate 3-phosphatidyltransferase 1, chloroplastic-like. The coding region runs from base 134 to 619 and encodes 161 amino acids. Gene Ontology annotation, cellular component: chloroplast envelope; membrane. The record is from RefSeq and is a predicted model, not a curated record. Gene Ontology annotation, biological process: glycerophospholipid biosynthetic process. Gene Ontology annotation, molecular function: CDP-diacylglycerol-glycerol-3-phosphate 3-phosphatidyltransferase activity. NCBI's taxonomy places the organism in Eukaryota, Viridiplantae, Streptophyta, Magnoliopsida, Malvales, Malvaceae. The transcript is spliced from 6 exons.